AGGUCAACCAGCUUCAACUCAGUCUGCUUUGUGGGAUAGGCGUACGAGCACACAAACCGUGUCGUCGCGGGCGCCGUUUUCGAUCCUCUUCUCUCAUUUGACUCUCCGGGUCCGGGUUCGGUCGUGUCGUGGGAAUGAUCGUUUUGGGGUUGAGUGAAGAUAAAGAAACAAAAAAAUAAUAAUAUUCCAAGAUCGAAUGGGAUGGGUUUCGAGUCGUGCAUAGAAAUUAAAGUGCAAUAGAUCUGUGUGUAUCAGUGUGUGGCUAUGGUGGCCAAGUCUGGGGAUAGUAUUUUAAAUUUAGAAGAUCAAAAGUGGGCGGAUGAGCGGACUCUCUUUGGAUUAAUCAACGGACAAGUUGUAUAACGCAGUUAUAAUUAUUCCCGCCCAGAUUGCCUCCAGUCAGUGCACCAAUCAUCAACAUUACAGUACAAACUUCGACAACCCACUUGACUCCGAUACUUGAGCGGGCGGGCGUUGUAGUGGCGUGUUCCCUUAUCAAUUGAACUUCAGCUUAAGCCAGCUGCUGAACAAAAUGACAGCGUUGUGAGUGGUGUCGUGCAUGCAGCAGACAGUAAUAGCGGAACAUCUAGUCGUGUGCAUCAAAAUAGUAGAAUCAGUACUACGAGAUGGUUUUGAAUGUGCAUGAAAAUAACUGAAAACAUCCCAGUGCCGAAUAGCCGAAGAUGAGAAAGCGUCGGAAAAAAUCAUUAAGCAAAUAUGAGCUUGAGAGGCGUCGGGGCCAACCCGUAAAGUUGUGUGUCGAGUUGAUCGAGAAAAGAAUUAACCCCCAGAAAAUCUUAAUUAACGGUACGAACGAGUGAAGGUCGCCGGGCGAGUGUCUUUCACUGAUUCUUGUGGUGAGAUUUUGAUUUCGAGUGUGUUUACUAAAGUGAAUCAGCAUGGGUUCGUCCAAAUAUCAGUGUCUCAUUGCCAUAGUGCUCCUUAGUGGAAUUAACAGUAUUGAUACGCAGCAACACAGCCCAGGGAUGAGCAAUAAUAAUCGUGAAGAAACAACGACGACGUUCAGUGAUGAGUUUCGUCUUCUAAACAAACAAGGUGCCAGAAAUAGUUACGCGAUCGACAAUGAGUCAGCUGUCGUGGGCCACCCUGCCCAACGACACCGACGGUCGGUUGGCAGCGGUAGCAGCAGCAGCAGCAGCACUGGACAAACUGGAUCUCAGAAUUUAUGCAACAUGCAAGGGUGCAGCUGUUCGAACCAGCCAAUUCUCACCAUCGACUGUGAAGUGUUCGGCCAGCUCACACUGGACGGUCGAUACAACAUUCCGCGGGAAGCAAAAAGCCUCAACAUCCAACUCAACGUGCGAGCAACGCGACUUCACAUCAGCUCCAAACUGUUCGAGAACAGCUUGCUGAACCGAGUCCUGAUCAAGGGAAACUACAACAACGGUGGCUCCAGUCAAGUCGACCACGUUGAGUUCCUGGCGAAGGCCUUCUGUCUAAACAACGGGACCUACCCUCAGCUGGAGGUGGUGAACGUUCACACCGUCGUGUUCCACAGCCAAACUUUUUGCCAGGAAUUUAACCUCAACGUGACACGUGCCGCCGAGGUUGUUAUAAUGCAAAGUGCAUUUUCCGUGGCAGAAAGCGAAAUCCUACUCAAUGGCGUUAAGGAUAUCAGAAUUCAGGACGAUGCAUUUCGGGGAUCCGUGUCAACCAAGCUCGACAUUGUAAACUGUGGCAUCGGGAGUUUGUGCGAGUUGAGGGCGUCCUUUAAGGAAAUCAGGUUCAUCAAUACAAACAUCAAAGAAGUCUUAACUAAGGCAUUUGAUGUAAAUAAAAUAGACUCGUUGGUGUUUGAGAAUUGCAACAUUGGUGUACUCAAAUCGCAAGCAGUUACAGAAAAGCUUUUAUGUAAGCAUUUCACCGUGACAGGUUGCAAGAUUGGGACAAUUGAACGAGAGUUUAUUUCGGAAAGCGGGUUAGUGAACUUCAUAUUGCAGAACAAUACAAUCAGCGAGAUUGCUCCAGAAGCAAUCCGGUUUACCGGAGUAACCAGUAAAAUCAUCCAGAACAAAAUCAUCAAAACUGGAAUUAACUGGUUCUUCCAGAACGGUGGCUGGACCAGUGUGGCCAUCGUGAACAAUUCGUUCGGCGAGUUCAACUACUUUACACUGGAGGAAACUGAACAGCCGAUGCUGUGCCAAUUUCAUGGCAAUUCGGUGACUCUACCGGCAAUCCGGAGUUUCAGCUUUUUCCACCAUCAGGCGUGCACUUUGCGUGAAAUUUCGUUUAAUCGACAGUGCACUUGUGAUGAGCGAUGGAUGAAGGAGUUGUUCUUCCAGGAUUAUGAUAAGCUGCUGAAGGAAAGCUACUGUCGGAUAGAUGAGACUUUGAAGCAUUGCUACAACGCUUCAACGUUCAAUGUUAAAAAGUACACGCAACAGGUGUGCAAUGAAUCGACUCGUUCAAUCGAUUGCUCCAGCAGUCAAAAGGAGAAAAAAGUUGAACCAAAUUUUGUCAGUCCAACCGAGAUUGAAGACGUCCAGUAUCAGGACUACUAUCAGUACAUCGUGAUGGGAGCGUCGGCGAUUGUGGCCAUAGUGAUUGUAGUUUUGUGUAUUCUGUUCCGCACAAUCUGUUCAGGGAGACAAUCUGCCGCCUCAGGAGAUGUAGUUUCGAACGCCUCGUUCACGAUGACUCAUAAACCGAGCAAGGCAUUCACAAAGGAAGAUAAGUCGAUUAUUCAUCAGACGUUGCAGAAAAUUAAGGAAAAGCAGUCGCCUGACACCUACGAGGACAUCUUCAUUCACACCAAAAAAUUGCUCGACGGAAACUCAACCGAAACGGAGAAAGUCCUAACGAUCGGAGAGAUCGUGCGACGUCUCAACGAGUGCGAAAACAGCGGAGAUGACUUUGUGGCAUUUACCGACAUUCUGUACCGUCAUCUGGCGCCCAGCACCAGUGCGACUCCACUUGAGACCAUCUACGCCGAACCGUCCGCUCCGGCCGAGGGCAUGACCGUGAUUGGUGGAGUUCCGGGCGGUACACCUGACCACAUCUACGCGGAACUAACGAGCGCGGCUCAGCCACUGCUGAUAAACGAAUACGCCGCCCCGAUGGACUUGAGUGACUCACAUUACUCGGAACCCGUGCAAAUCAUGCACAAAGAUAACACUCGUACGCUUAUCACUCCAUACGCCAUAGGAAACAACAUUUCGGGCGCGGUCCAGCACCCACAACCCGGCACUUCGCGGAAUUUGCCCGACAUUCUCAACAGUGGCAACAGCAGCACCACCAACAGUAGUAGUAGCAAUAGUAAUACAACAGCAAAUGCCAUGAUGGUGGCCGGUGGCCCUCUUCCUCCUCUGCCGGAACCGCUUAGGUACAUGGACCGAUCACCGACCAGCAGUCGGGAGAUUCCCGAGUACACGCUGCCAGCCAAAAAAGUGCCACCGAAACCGGCGCCACGUCGCGAACCGUCCGAAGAUUCGGACAGUUCUGGCACGAGCCAUUCGGAACACUCGGGUGGCAGUGAUAUUACGGUUAAAAUAGACGACAUUGUUGAGUACGCUGACGCGUAGCCGACCUGGGUUCGGGUUUUUGGAUAUGGAGGGAAUGUUAGUCUAGUGUAAAAGCAAAAAAACGUCCAAAACAACACUACUGUAUGGUAAUGAACAAUUUUUUAUAAAAAAGUGAUAUUAAUUUAAUUUAUAAAUGUAUUUUUAUGUAAUGAAACCAAGUUGAACGAAAUAACAGAGAGAAAUAACUUUAAAUGUUAGCAAGUUAUAUAGUGAAGCCCUGUAGAUAAUGGAGCAAGUGGCGUGAAAAGUAACUAAAUAAAAGACUUCCUUGAAAAAAAA
This is a messenger RNA of Culex pipiens pallens (northern house mosquito), 3821 nucleotides long. RefSeq lists its product as uncharacterized. Lineage: Eukaryota; Metazoa; Arthropoda; Insecta; Diptera; Culicidae. Bases 900 to 3542 code for a protein of 880 amino acids. The transcript is spliced from 8 exons. The record is from RefSeq and is a predicted model, not a curated record.